Trifolium pratense (red clover) is the source of this 3049-nucleotide messenger RNA. RefSeq lists its product as uncharacterized. The transcript has 2 exons. Gene Ontology annotation, molecular function: zinc ion binding. Lineage: Eukaryota; Viridiplantae; Streptophyta; Magnoliopsida; Fabales; Fabaceae. Bases 1022 to 2806 code for a protein of 594 amino acids. The record is from RefSeq and is a predicted model, not a curated record.
AAAAUAAAUAAGUUGGUUUGUUGUUUAGUUUACUAAGGUCCACCAUCUUGUAGAAUUGCAGAAACGAAGCUCAACAAGAAGAAGAAGAAGAAGAAGGAACAACAACAACAACAACAACAGUAGCAGAAGCCGUUACUGUCUCAAACAUUCAAAUACUACCAAAACCGACAAUAAGUGUAAACCUAGUCCAAUUAUGGAGGAUCCACUAUCAACUGGGAAGCCCCGAUACUACAAAAAUGUCAAAGUAUCAGUGUCUGUCUGACACGUAUCUCACACUGAUACGUGUUUGAUACAUACCAGGGAAGUAUCCAGCAAUUAAAUUUAUUCUUUUUAAAAAAGUGGCCGAUACAUUUGUGAUACGGCUUGGUUGUGUGCGGGAUACACGCGUGAUACUUAAAAUUCCAAAAGUCAGUUUUUUUAUUAGAAAAAUUUCCCCUUCUCUAUUUUGCUGUGAAAACAAACGCAUUUCUUCUCUCUUCUCUUUUUCUUUGUUGGAUAGUACUUACGAUGUUUUUGUUAUAUAUUGUAACUGGUGGGAAAAGAUAUGUAACUGUUACUUGUUUUGAUCAUUCUUAGUAAUGUGAAUGUUUAUUUAUUAUCAUUUUUAGUUAGGUUUACAUAUUGUGCAUUUAUAUAUUUAAUUUUAAAUUUAUAUUUUUAUCAAAGUAUCUUGGCCGUAUCGUAUCUUGCAUUUUAAAAUUUCCCUGUAUCUCCGUAUCCGUAUCUUAUCAAGUAUUUCGGCUUCUUAGACUAUCAGUUACUUUAUUUACAGCUUUUACGUGCCUUGUCCACUUGAUAAUUAUGUAUUCCAUUUUGUUUCAAUGGCUUUCUGUUCUGAACUAUGUGUAGGAUUUAAUCAGUCAUUCUCUUUUGUAUUGCAGAGUCUGUUAUUGGGAGGUGGUUUAAUAUGGUGGCAUUUUUCAAUGCCUAUCCUUUGGAGUCCUUGAUAAUACAUGACUAUGAUGAAGACCCUUAGAAUCAAGUGACAUUUGCUGGUUCCUUGUUUUAAAAGAUAAGAUAUAUGGAUAACCAUUUAGUUUUAGAUGAUACUUCGGUUACUAUAGCAGAACAACCAUUAGUCAUUGGUCAAGAGUUUCCAGAUGUGGAAACCUGCCGAAGAACAUUGAAAGAUAUUGCCAUAGCUAUGCAUUUUGAUCUUCGGAUAGUUAAGUCAGAUCGCAGUCGUUUUAUAGCAAAGUGCUCCAAAGAAGGGUGCCCAUGGCGUGUCCAUGUAGCCAAAUGUCCUGGUGUUCCUACUUUUACUAUAAGAACCCUGCAAGGGGACCACACUUGUGAGGGAGUUCGCAAUCUUCACCAUCAGCAGGCAUCAGUAGGUUGGGUUGCAAGAUCUGUAGAAUCACGCAUUCGAGAUAAUCCACAAUACAAACCAAGGGAAAUACUGCAAGAUAUUCGUGAUCAGCACGGAGUUGCUGUUUCUUACAUGCAAGCUUGGCGAGGGAAGGAACGGAGCAUGGCUGCGCUUCAUGGAACAUUUGAAGAUGGCUACCGUUUUCUCCCUGCAUACUGUGAGCAAAUAAGGAAAACAAACCCUGGUAGCAUUGCAUCUGUUGGUGCCACUGGGCAAGAAAAUUGUUUUCAACGCCUGUUUAUUUCUUAUCGUGCAUCAAUUUAUGGGUUUAUAAAUGCUUGUAGACCUCUUUUAGAGCUUGACAGAGCACAUCUUAAAGGAAAGUAUCUAGGGUCUAUACUUUGUGCUGCAGCUGUUGAUGCCGAUGAUGCUUUGUUUCCUUUGGCUAUUGCUGUUGUUGAUACUGAAAGCGAUGAAAACUGGAUGUGGUUUAUGUCGGAAUUACGGAAACUUCUUGGAGUAAACACCGACAACAUGCCUAGACUUACAAUACUAUCGGAAAGGCAAAGGGCCAUGGUGGAGGCAGUAGAAACACAUUUUCCUAGUGCUUCACAUGGUUUCUGUCUGCGUUAUGUUAGCGAAAAUUUCCGCGACACAUUUAAAAACACAAAGUUGGUGAACAUCUUUUGGAAUGCUGUUUAUGCCCUUACAGCUGCUGAAUUUGAAAGCAAGAUUACUGAGAUGAUAGAGGUUUCCCAGGAUGUUAUAUCAUGGUUUCAACAGUUCCCUCCCUACCUUUGGGCUGUUGCAUACUUUGAUGGUGUUCGAUAUGGCCAUUUCACACUUGGUGUAACUGAAUUGCUGUAUAACUGGGCCCUAGAGUGUCAUGAGCUCCCCGUAGUGCAGAUGAUGGAAUACAUCCGCCAUCAGAUGACAUCUUGGUUUAAUGAUCGGAGAGAUGUGGGCAUGGGGUGGACAUCAAUUCUUGUACCUUCUGCUGAGAAGCGGAUUUCGGAGGCAAUAGCCGAUGCUCAUUGCUACCAAGUACUCCGGGCAAAUGAAGUUGAGUUUGAAAUUGUGUCAACUGAAAGAACUAAUAUUGUAGAUAUACGAAGUCGUGAGUGCUCUUGUCGCCGAUGGCAGCUGUAUGGUUUACCUUGUGCUCAUGCUGCCGCUGCACUUAUUUCUUGUGGACACAAUGCCCAUUUGUUUGCUGAACCAUGUUUCACUGUACAGAGUUACAGAAUGGCCUAUUCACAGGUGAUAAAUCCUAUUCCAGACAAGAGUCAAUGGAGGGAACAUGGAGAAGGAGCAGAAGGUGGAGGAGGUGCAAGGGUUGAUAUUGUAAUUCGCCCACCAAAGACUCGCCGACCCCCUGGAAGGCCUAAAAAGAAGGUCCUGAGAGUAGAGAACUUCAAGCGUCCUAAAAGGGUUGUCCAAUGUGGUCGCUGCCAUAUGUUAGGACAUUCACAAAAGAAAUGCACAAUGCCCAUUUGAAAGAAUUAGUUUACUUGUUAAAAUUUCAGCAACAUUACAGCAAAUAGAAUGUAUGUUGUGUUUGUAUUGUAACUUAAAUUUAAGUUUCGAUGUAUGCUGAACCAAUCAGUAGCAAAGUAAGGAUACAUUAGAUUUUGGCAUGACUCCCAUCAAGUGGUUUUGCUAUGAUGGUGGGUUGUCUACAUGUUCUGCCUUUUUUGUGUCACAAAACAAGUAAUUAAUAUCAGAAAAUUGUCUUACCAA